UUCACAGGUUAGACACAAAGACAGACAGCUGCAGCCGACACUGAAAGCCCUUACAGAGCUGCUCCACAGACUUUACCAUGCGGUUCAACGCCUUAUUCCUCCUGCUGAUCUUUUCUUGUCUCUGCUACACUUUGGCACAAGUGUCCUAUGAGGACUGCUGUCUGAAGUAUGUGAAGAGUCUUCAGAAAAAUGUUCAAAAGCAUGCAGUCAAGUACCGAAUCCAGAAGGCAGAUGGCGGCUGCAACAUUCCUGCUGUAAUCUUGAUCAUGAAGAGGGGACGCAAGUUUUGUGCAGACCCCAAUGAGAAAUGGGUCAAGAACCUAAUGGAGAAGAUUGAUGAGAAGAAUAACAAUACUUUCAAAAAGCAUUCAAGGCAUCCAAAAAGAGGCUGAGGAGGACAGCGCCCCCACAGUGACACAACCUUGAUCUUCUGGCUCUUUGCCGCUUUAUAACAGGGCAAAGAGCAGCUUUUAUGAGGAUUUUAUGGAGUCUGAAUGGAAGACAAGUCAGGAGGCUGGCCGAGAAACUUUUGCAGCUCUGCUUUUGCUUUCACUCAGCGUUAACAUAACAGGUCAAAAGCUACUCCAGAGUUGCAGCAGCACUUUGCAGUUAACAGUCAGACCCUUGGAGCUGAUAAGACCACCAGAGAAUAUAUUCACAGAACACACAUUCCAAUGCAUGGCUACUUCAGAGGAAUCCUUUGCAACUGUUCUCUUGCCAUCAAAUAUUAAAUAAGCUGUUUGAUUAUAAAAAGGUGAUGAGGGUAAAUUAUGCGUUGAUGAAAUAUGUAAUACAUCUGCAAUGUACCCAGUUCAAUUAAGUAAUUAUAUGAGUGAAACUGUUGUUAUGAUUACUUUUUAGGGCUCGU
Messenger RNA from Cyprinodon variegatus (sheepshead minnow), 868 nucleotides. RefSeq names its product C-C motif chemokine 25-like (gene ccl25a). Gene Ontology annotation, molecular function: chemokine activity; CCR chemokine receptor binding. NCBI's taxonomy places the organism in Eukaryota, Metazoa, Chordata, Actinopteri, Cyprinodontiformes, Cyprinodontidae. Gene Ontology annotation, cellular component: extracellular region. Gene Ontology annotation, biological process: inflammatory response; lymphocyte chemotaxis; neutrophil chemotaxis. The record is from RefSeq and is a predicted model, not a curated record. The transcript has 5 exons. Bases 78 to 392 code for a protein of 104 amino acids.